AUGUUAUCGAGUUUCGUUAAUCUUGAAGAACUGGCAUUCUAUAAAUUGAAUGAUCAUACUGCUAAGACUAAAACUAUCCACGUUCGGUCUUCUUCAUUGAAGAGUUACCCAAAAGAAGCCGCUAUUCAAUCAGUUGUAGUUCAAUUUGUCACGAAUAUCUCCAGUACUGUUAAAAUUUUAGCCUUAUCUCGGCACAUUUUGCAAGAUCUUUUUGAUGCAUCCAACAAUAAUGUGCCUUCUUUUCCCAACUUGAAGCAAUUGGUGGUGAAAUAUAUUAUAAGUGGCAUGUCAUAUUUGCUUAAUAUGCUCAGAAUUUUACCAAAUUUAAAAGUUCUUGUACUCAACAAGUGCUUGAACUCAUCCGUCGAAAGGCUUGAAUUUAAGGGAUACGGAGGUUGUUCAGCAGAAAUGAAAAUUCUAGAAUACAUCCUGAGAAACGCAAAGGCGUUGAAGAAAUUUUACAUUGUAGCGUACUGUUCUAUCAAUUCUGAGGAACCAUACAAACAAGAGCUUUUAAACAAGUUAUCCGUGUUGCCAAAGACAUGUCAAGUUAAAAUUGAGUGGCUUCGAUAUUGA
Mercurialis annua (annual mercury) is the source of this 576-nucleotide messenger RNA. RefSeq names its product putative F-box/FBD/LRR-repeat protein At5g22670. The coding region runs from base 1 to 576 and encodes 191 amino acids. Lineage: Eukaryota; Viridiplantae; Streptophyta; Magnoliopsida; Malpighiales; Euphorbiaceae. The record is from RefSeq and is a predicted model, not a curated record. The transcript has 4 exons.